UAAACCUGCAGCGAUUAGCGUGCGAUUCCAUCCCUCCCCUCGUAAACCCGACAAGCGACAGCCCCGGCCCUAACGGAAUGGCGUCGCCGGACGACGAGGCCGCGCAGCCACCGCCGAAGCGGCCCCGGCGCGACCCCGAAGCGGAGGAGGACGCCGCGCAGCCGCCGCGCGUGGCGCUCAACCCGGCGGACUGCGAUCUCGACUUCGAUGUCGGCGGGGGCGGUCUCCAGGGCAGCGCGCUGCACGAGGGCGGGUUCGCCUACUGCUGGUCCGGCGCGCGCGCGACGGUGGGCACAAGGGGUGGCGGGAGGUACUGCUUCGGGUGCAGAAUCGUCGCCGAGCAGCCCGUGGAGAUGGACCUCACGGCCCCCGAGGAGCGCCACCUCUGCCGCAUUGGGGUCUCGAGGGGCGACGAUCCCAUCGGGGCGCUCGGGGAGUCCGACCACAGCUUCGGGUUCGGGGGCACGGGGAAGUUAUCCCACCAGCGGAGGUUCAGCAACUACGGCGUCAGGUUCGGGGUCGGGGACACCAUCGUCUGCGCGGUGGACCUCGAUUCGAAGCCCAUGGCGUCGAUCGGGUUCGCGAGGAACGGCGAGUGGCUUGGUAUCGCGAAGCAUUUCGAUGCCGGUGAGAAGGGGCUUGGUUUGGUUGACGCGGCUGUGAGGCCGAUGCAAUGGGAAUCCGCGCUCUUUCCCCAUGUCCUGCUGAAGAAUGUUGUCGUGGAGAUGCAAUUCAGCAGGGAGGACGGGCUGGAGCCAGUUGAUGGUUAUGAGCCCUGGGCCUCGGCUUUUGCUGAUGGGAAUGCAGUAUUUGGGCCUUUGUUUGAACAGAGUGAAUGUGAGGUCAUGAUGAUGGUUGGUCUCCCGGCUUCAGGCAAGUCGACAUGGGCAGAGAAGUGGGUCAAGGAGCAUCCAGAGAAACGUUUUAUCCUUCUGGGGACCAACCUUGCAAUGGAGCAAAUGAAGGUGCCAGGAUUGUUGCGCAAGAAUAACUAUGGUGAGCGUUUCGAUCGAUUGAUGGAGUGUGCUACAUGGAUUUUCAACAAAUUGCUGACCAGGGCUGCAAACACCCCUCGCAACUUCAUCCUCGAUCAAACAAAUGUCUACAAGAAUGCCCGUAUUCGCAAGCUGAGGCCAUUUGCCAACUACCGCAAGACUGCUGUGGUCGUGUUCCCAUCACCAAGUGAACUGAAAUCUAGGGCAGCAAAGCGAUUCAAUGAGAUGGGAAAGGAAGUGCCAGCUGAAGCUGUUAACGAAAUGACAGCCAAUUUUGUCUUGCCACUCUCAAAGGACAUGCCUGAUUCAAAGGAGCCUUUUGACGAGGUAAUCUUUACAGAGCUUUCUAGGGAUGAGGCCCAGAGAAACCUAGAUGAGAUGCAACGAGUGCUGCCAAGAACCGGGACCCCAAGCUAUGGAAAUUCCAGUAACAAAAAUGCUAGCUCAACAUAUGUGGUGACUGCGGCUCCAGUUGAUCCUAAAGCAAGGCCAUCCAUGGCAAGCUUUCACCCACCAAUAGGCAAUUCAUAUGGAAGUUAUAGUGGCACCGUACCUGGAAGUGCUGCUACUUUCAGCACAGGUCUGCAUACUGCAGGCAACACAAUGCAGCAACAGGCACCUUCUAGCGUUCAGAGGUUUCAGAGUCCAACAGGAAACCAACAUGAAACCCAUUCAGGCUAUCCAAGUGCUCUGAACCAAUAUCAGAUGCCCUCAAGCUAUCCGAGUAACCCAAACCAACUCCAUGGAAGCUACCAAAGUACCCCAUUUCCUGGAUAUGGACAAAGUACAUAUGGAUCCCAUGGGAACCCAAGCCCAUACAAUCCUAUUCCUUAUAACCCUGAGAUGUACCAAUGUGUUCAGGCUCCCAUGACAAGUAGGAACCUCUACCAGGCUGGGUCAGCCGAAGCCUACGGGGCCCCUGGCUAUGCAGCUGCAAAUCUGAUUGGGAGGCCACAUCAGGUGCCACCACCAACUCUUCCAGCAUACAGUUCACAACCAGUUGCUCAGUGGGUGCCAAAUCAAGGUAGUUCUUCCUCAUGGAGUUCUGACAGUUACAGACCCUAUGGACAACAAACUGAUGCACACUACCCGCCGUAUGCUGCUCCAGCAACACCUCCCACUCCCUGGCUUCCUCACAGUUCUGCUCCAAACCACAUGAAUCAAUGGCCGAGUCGGAACUAGCUUGAUGGCACAUAUUGCUUGUUUUGUCACGAGAUGCACAAAUCACAGGGAUAUGUCUGAUCUCAUCCUUUUUCAGGUUCUAGGGAACCUUUUUGCUGCCAUCAUGUACAUAGUUACACAUUUAAAAUUUUGCAGCUCGUUGGAUUAUCUUGUUGAGGUUUUUCA
Setaria italica (foxtail millet) is the source of this 2342-nucleotide messenger RNA. Its product is annotated as heterogeneous nuclear ribonucleoprotein U-like protein 1. Bases 78 to 2177 code for a protein of 699 amino acids. The record is from RefSeq and is a predicted model, not a curated record. The transcript is spliced from 8 exons. Gene Ontology annotation, molecular function: protein binding. NCBI's taxonomy places the organism in Eukaryota, Viridiplantae, Streptophyta, Magnoliopsida, Poales, Poaceae.